Closterium sp. NIES-67 is the source of this 2296-nucleotide messenger RNA. Lineage: Eukaryota; Viridiplantae; Streptophyta; Zygnematophyceae; Desmidiales; Closteriaceae. The record is from the annotation of a GenBank genome assembly.
ACAACCUCUCCGCGUUUCCCGCCAAUUUUAUCAAUACCGGAAUCUUCACUCGCCAUGCCUCCCGUGGAUCCCUACGCGUGGCCGUCGCGCCGCUCGCCCAUACUCGCCACGCGUGGCAUGGUUGCCUCGUCGCAGCCGCUCGCCAGCGAGGCCGGCCUCCGCAUUCUGCGGGCCGGCGGCAACGCGGCGGAUGCGGCGGUGGCCAUGGCGGCGGCCCUUGCGGUGUGCGAGCCGUGCAGCACGGGGCUAGGCGGCGACGCCUUCCUCCUCUUCUACCGCGCCUCAACGCGCGCGGUCCACAGCAUUCAGGGCAACGGCCGCUGCCCCGCCGCGCUCUCCCUCGCGCACCUCGCGUCCCUCGGCUUCUCCCCCUCCCGCCCGCUCCCCCCCUUCGACCCCCUCACUGUCACCGUCCCCGGCGCCGCGGCCUGUUGGGCCGACGCCAUCCAACGGUUUGGAUCGCGCCACGUGUCGCUUAAAGAGGCGCUUGAGCCCGCCAUACAGCUGGCAGAAGGAGGUUGGCCGGUGCCACCAUUGACAGCCGGCCAAUGGGAGAGAGGCGUGGAGCAGCUGAAGCAGGGAGGGCCACAUGGCGGAGAGCUAUUGGUGGAUGGGGAGAGAGCCCCUAGAGCUGGCGAGGUGAUGAGGAACCCGGGCAUGGCCAGCACGCUGAGGUUGCUGGGAGGGCAAGCAAGGGUUUUACACGGGCCCAGUGGCCGAAGCCAUAGUGGCAGCAGUGCAGUCCCAAGGCGGCCUGCUCUCUUUGGAAGACCUCGCCUCCCACACCUCCUCCUUCGCCCCCCCAUCUGCACCACCUUCCGAGGCCUCACCAUCUGGGAAGUGCCCCCCCCCACGCAUGGCGUAGCCGCCCUCAUCGCACUCAACAUCACCGAGGCUUUCUAUGCAGCGAACGGGAUUCCCGGGGCUGCGGACAAGGCUCGGGGAACGGGGUCCGAAGCUGCGGGCGAGGGUCGGGAGGGAGAAUGGGGCACGGCGGACCAGGUGCAUGUGAUGAUUGAGGCCAUGCGGAUGGGGUUUGCCGAUGCGCUGGCAUGUGUCGCCGACCCAGAGCACGUGCAGGUACCCCUGGGGAAGGCAUUAUCCAAGGAGUACGCAAAGAAACGAGCCGGGGAAAUAGAUCUGAAACGGGCUGGGGCUGUGGAACCCGGGAUUGAGCCAGGAUCAGCCGAAGGAGCAGAGAAAGCAGGGGAGAAGAAGGGGGUGGAUCGGUGGGGAGAGGUUGGGACAGAUACAGUGUACUUUUGUGCGGUGGAUGGCGAGGGCAAUGCGUGCAGCAUGAUCAACUCCAACUACAUGGGCUUCGGCACGGGCAUCGUCCCCAAGGGGUGCGGCUUCCCUCUGCAGAACCGCGGGCACAACUUCUCCCUGGACCCCAACCACCCCAACUGCCUGGCGCCAGGCAAGCGCCCCUACCACACCAUCAUCCCCGGCCUUGCCACCUGGGGUGAUACCCCCUCGCCUCCCCCUGCCUCUGCCUCUACCUCUGCCUCUGCCUCUGCCUCUGCCUCUGCCUCUGCCUCUGCCUCUGCCUCUGCCUCUGCCUCUGCCUCUGCCUCUGCCUCUGCCUCUGCCUCUGCCUCUACCUCUGCCUCUGCCGCCGCCGAUGCACCUGCCGCCGCCGAUGCGUCUGCCGCCGCCGAGGCAGGGGCAGAAGCAGAGGCCAGAGGCGAUGCAGGGGUCCCAGCAGGCGAGCUGCACUGCACGUUUGGAGUGAUGGGUGGAUUCAUGCAACCCCAGGGCCACCUGCAGGUCGUCACCAACCUCGCCCUCUUCUCGCUCCACGCCCAGGCCGCCCUCGAUCGCCCCCGCUUCUGCCUCUCCGGCCUCCCUUCCCUAGAACCGCCUGGGCACGGGCCCGGGCCAAUGAGGGAGAGCCACGUGGCGAUAGAAGAGGGGCCGGGGAUGGAGGAGGUGGCACGAGAGUUGCGGAGGAGGGGGCAUGUGUUGGAGGUGGUGGGGGGGGAGGGGAGAGAGGUGUUUGGAAAGGGGCAGGUGAUCGUGAGGGAGCGAGGGAGUGGGGUGCUGUGGGGGGGGUCGGAGGGACGGGCGGAUGGGUGUGCCAUGGGGUUUUGAAGGUGGUACAGUAGAUUACGAGUUCCGUUUGCUUAAGUACGGAGUGUUGCAAUCAAAUUGUAGCAGCAUUAUCUUCACUUUUAUUCCCAUUGGGUCUGGAGCAGUCAAUGUCAACAUAUAUAUGUUAUAGGUUAGCCAGGUGCAUGCUCAUAUAGAGUGCAACCCCUUAGGUUAUAUUCCCUUGUACCACCUCAUUCUAGUC